GUAAAAUCAGAAAACAGAGUAGGCAGAGAGCAUCAAAGCGUGAAAGAGAGCAGCCGAAAGCAAAAUUCUAACUCAAACAAAACACAAGCAACACUCGCAGAGACUUUCACAAUCCCAAAGCAGCAAUGCAAAACUUAAGCCCAUCGCCACCGCCAUUAUCACCACCUUCAUUUCUCUCCGCACCCACCGCCCUCUCAAUCAAAGACCCCAAAGCCCUCCUCUCAAUCAUCCUAGUCUCUUCCCUUUUUGCUCUCCUCCUCUUCCUCUCUUCCUCUUCCUCAUCCUCAUUCUCAUCCUCCUCUUCUUCUCCGCAUUCUAUGCCCGACCCGUAUCUCUUCCCGACCCGACAAGCCCACCGCAUCGUUUACCACGACAACAACUCCUCAGAUCCCAUCCCUCCCUCCAUAGCCUACCUCUUGUCCGGGUCAAAAGGCGACUUGGGUCGGAUCCUCAGACUCCUUUACGCCACUUACCACCCCAGAAACCAAUAUCUUCUCCACCUUGACCGCUUUGCUUCUGAUUCUGAGCGUGAAAAGUUGGCUCUCAAAGUCCAGUCACUCUCCAUUUUCAGAGCUGCCCAGAAUGUCCAUGUCAUUGGAAAGGCUGAUUUUGUGUACCCAACAGGAUCUUCUGGUAUCUCCUUUACGCUUCAUGGCGCGUCGAUUCUGCUUCGCUUGUCGACCAUUUGGGAUUGGUUUAUCAGCCUCAGUGUUGGUGAUUAUCCACUUGUUACACAAGACGAUCUUCUUCACAUUAUGUCAUUCCUGCCCAAAGAUCUAAACUUUGUGAACCAUUCAAGUUAUAUUGGUUGGAGAGAGUCUAGGAGAUUGAAACCGAUAAUUGUUGAUCCGGGGCUUUAUCUUUCUCAGAAAACUGAGAUGUUCUAUGCUGCACAGAAAAGGGUGUUGCCUAAUGCUUACCGGUUGUUCACAGGUUCUUCUUUUGCGAUUCUAAGUCGUAAUUUUAUUGAGUUUUGUGUUGUUGGUACUGAUAACCUGCCAAGGACUGUAUUGAUGUAUUUUUCUAACACACCUUCAGCCCUUUCCAACUACUUCCCUACCAUUCUUUGCAACUCCUAUCAGUUCAAUAAAACUGUCAUAAACCACAACUUGCUAUAUGCUAAUUUCGACACACGAAAGAAGCCCCAGCCAAUCAGUUCCGAUGAUUAUGAUGUUAUGAUUCAUCAUGGGGCUGCCUUUGCCACAGGAUUCCGGUUAGAUGAUCCAAUGCUUGACCGUAUAGAUAGAGAUGUAUUAAAGCGCGGUCGAGGAAAAGUUGUGCCUGGUGGCUGGUGUUUAGGUGGGUUUGGAAAUGACACGUGCUCAGUCUGGGGAGAUGCUGAUAUUUUGCGGCCUGGUCCAGGUGUAAGAGGACUUGAGAAACUUAUGGUUGGAUUGCUCUCAAAUGGCUCAUUUCGAUCUCAUCAAUGUCUAUAUGAGUGAUCUGGAUCCUCUGUCCCACGAGAGAUUGAAUGAAAACGAUAAUGUGAGUUGCCCCUUCAGCAUUUGAAAAUUUGGGAGAAGAGUAUCUGAUAGGGACUGAUUUUAGCGAAACUAGGCUAAGUUAAAUUGAAAUUGUUGUAAAAUGUAUUACAAAUCAUUGUGCUUGGAGUUGACCAAGGUGUCCUGUUGUACAAGUGAUGUAUUACAAAGCAUAUAACUUGAAAUGUCAUAUAUCUCCUUUUGCUAU
Messenger RNA from Prunus mume (Japanese apricot), 1689 nucleotides. RefSeq names its product Core-2/I-branching beta-1,6-N-acetylglucosaminyltransferase family protein. The record is from RefSeq and is a predicted model, not a curated record. NCBI's taxonomy places the organism in Eukaryota, Viridiplantae, Streptophyta, Magnoliopsida, Rosales, Rosaceae. Gene Ontology annotation, cellular component: membrane. Gene Ontology annotation, molecular function: glucuronosyltransferase activity.